CGUUGGGAGGAAAGGGGUUUUCUUCAUUUCUUCUUCGUAAGGUAUGAAAUCUCAUGUUUUUACCAUAUAUUCAUAACUUUUUACCGUACAAUCAUAGAUUGAAAGAUUUUGAAUGUUUUUCAUUAAGUUUACCAUAGGAUUUCGUUUUUUUUUUUUUUAAAGAUAUGGAUCCUACAUGGCAGUGGUGCGAAAGGGUGAAGGAGAAUAACCGCUUGAAACUCAAAUAUAGCUUUUGUGGGAAUACAUUUUCAGGAGGGAUUAGUAGAAUGAAACACCAUUUAGCAGGGACCUCCAAAGAUGCGUCUCCUUGUGUUGGAGGACCAAACAAACUUUUGCCUCCAUUUAUGCGUCAGCAAUGAUUAGAUAUGCUUCAUGCUUUACGUCAAAAGAGGAUACAAAAAGAAAUUGAAGAGGCAGAUGUAGGCUAUAAUGAGCCUUUGGAAGAUGAAGAAGAAAAGGAAGAAGCUUAUGAAUGUGAUGAUGAAGAUGAUAGCAGUCUAAGAACAGAUUUGGAGACCUCAAGAGGUAGAGAUCGUAGAGGAAAAUGGAUCAUGUAUGAAGGAGGUCGAUCUGGCAUAACGAGCAUGAAGAGAAGAGGCACAGCAGAUAUUAGGGCCAGGUGUGGUAUGCGACCACCUAGUGGUAGAGUUCCUACUGGUAGGUCUAGUGUUGGUUCUAUUAAGAGUUUUUUCCCUUCAUAUACUAGCCCAGGUGGUCAGCCGCAGAUUCGUGCUCCUAUGACAUCUAAAGAUAUGCUAUAUCAUGCACACAAGAUGGUAGGGAAAUGGUUUUAUGAUGCAUGUAUUCCAUUUAAUGCAGCUAAUUUUUUUCAAUUCCAAGUCAUGGCAGAUGCAAUUGUUUCUAUACGCCCCGGAUUCAAAAUGUCAUCAUAUCAUCAGUUGAGGGGCAAAAUUCUUCAGGAUAUAGUCAAAGUGAACAUUGCGAUGAGUUGAAAUUAUGUUGGAAGGAAACAGGUUGCUCCAUUAUGUCAGAUGGAUGGACUGAUACAAGGUCAAGAACACUUGUAAAUUUUCUUGUUUAUUGCACUAAAGGUACAAUGUUCUUGAAAUCUCUUGACUUGUCUGGUGUUCCUAAGACUACUGAGACUUUGUUCAAUGUUUUUGAUAAUGUCGUACAAGAAGUUGGACCUGCAAACAUUGUACAGUUUAUUACAGAUAAUGCUGCAAAUUAUAGAGCUGCGGAAGAUUUGUUAUUUCAAAAGUAUAGAAAAUUUUAUUGGAGUCCAUGUGCCACUCAUUGUGUUAAUCUAAUGCUUCAAGAUCUUAAUGAGAUGCAUGAUAUGAAAUCAGCCAUUGACCAAUGUCAAAAGGUAACAAAAUUUAUCUGUAAUCAUGCAUAUGUAUUGAGUUUGAUGAGAAAGUUUACAAAAAGAGUUGAAUUAAUACGACCUGCACAAACUAGAUUUGCCACAAAUGUAUUGACUGUGGAGAGUGUGGUGAAACAAAGAACUCCUUUGAGGCAGAUGUUCGCUAGUGAAGAAUGGGCUGCAUAUCCACAUGCUCAUAAAAGAAAUGCUUCUUUAGUUGUGGAUAUUGUAUUCAAUAACGAAUUUUGGGAAUCAUGUGUGAAGCUAUUGAAGGUUUGUGUUCCAUUAGUUAAAGUUCUCAGGUUAGCUGACAGCGAUGAUAGACUUUCAAUAGGGUACUUGAAAGGCAACUUACUAUCUAUUGAUAAAGCAAAAGCGGCAAUUCGAGACAACUUGAAAGGAAAGAAAAAGUUAUAUAUGCCCAUAUGGAAGAUUAUAGAUAAAAGGUGGACUGGACAGCUUCAUCAACCUCUUCAUGCAGCAACUUACUAUCUAAAUCCUGCAAUUAGAUUUUCUCCUACAUUUAAGAAGGACAGAGAAGUCUUAGGUGGUUUGUUGGAUUAUAUUAACGUGUUAGUGGCAGAUUCUAGAGAACAAGAUGUUGUGCACAAUGAGUUGGAUGUAUAUGAUACUUGUUUUCGGAACAGGGGACAACCUGUCACCAUUCGAGCCAGGACAACCAUGCGUCCAGGUAAAUACAUAGAAAUUUUUAAUUUACUUUGCAUUUGUUACAUUUGAUUCUUUUAAAACUUUCACAUUGAUUUGUCAUAUUUUUGUUUAGAUUUGUGGUGGAAUAGGUAUGGGUUUGAUUGUCCAAACCUAGCACGUUUUGCAAUCAAAGUCCUCAGCCAGACAUGCAGUGCUAGUCGAUGCGAAAGGAACUGGAGUGUGUUCCAACAUAUCCAUAGCAAAAAAAAGGAAUAGGCUCGAACAUAAAAGGUUGAAUGACAUUGUCUUUGUUCGAUAUAAUAUGAGGUUGAAACAAAGAGAAUUAGAAAAAUCAUUAGCAAGGAAGCACACAUCUCAGUUCAAUCCUAUCAGCUUGGAAAAUUUUGACGAUCUAGAGCCAUGGAUUGAGAGAGAACCAACUACAAUAUUUGAUGAUGAAGAUCUUGAAUGCUUCAACCUUGAAGAAGGCUUUGUUGAUGAAGGAGAGUCUGCUACUGCUGGUGCUGAAUAUGUUGGUGAGGAUCUUCAAAUUCUUGACGAUGAAGAUAAAGAAGAAGAUGAAGAAGAAAAUGAAGAUGAAGAUGAUGAAGACUAUGAAUGAUGAAUCAUGGAUGAGAGUCAAGUCAAGAGUGCUUUCAUUUUAUAUGUAUCGAACGGCUUAAGAGUUAUGAAUCUAUGGUUGUUGAACACUUGAAUGUUUUAUCACUUUAUGGCUUAUGCUUUGUUGAAUGAUAUUGUUAUGAAUUUUGAUGUCUAUGAAUGAUGAACGUGUAAGUUUAUAGCAAUAAUAAGUCUAUCAUUAUCUCAAACAUGUUUUCUAUAAAUAAUUUAUUAUUUUUAAUUUUUUCUGAUUUUUUAUGAAUUUUUCGAUUUUUUUAAAUUUUUUCUGAUUUAUUAAUAUUUUUUUUUUAAAUUUACGAUACCGUUACGAUAUUUUACGAUACAGCGUAUCUUAAAGCCCGACCAAUAGGCUUACAAUAUGCGUUUUACAACAUUGGUUUGUUCUUUCUCAGUGCAAUAGGUAAAUCAUCUUUGACUACUUGUUCAUCUGCACACUUUUCAUCACAACCACCACCAUUAGAGGGACUUACCUCAAGAUCAAAAGAUGAGGAGGCAUGUCAUGUGUAAACCAGAGGGGAAUCAUGGAACUGAGAAACAACUGGAAUUGUAAGUUGUGGGGAUUGAGCUGGUGUAGAUUCUAAAGGAAUAGAAGUAGGGCUGCAAAACGAGUCGAGCCAACUCGGGCUCGACUCGAACUCGCUCGAUAAAUUCGACUUGAGCUCGACUCGAACUCGGGCUAGGAUUCUAUGUUAUAGUUAAUAUCCUUGUUAUAUGUGAAAUCUCCUAGGAUUCUAUGUUGUAGUUAAUAUCCUUGUAAUAUGUGAAGUCUCUUAGGUUUCUAUGAUGUACUUAAUGUCCUUGGAGCUUGUGAAAUCUCCUAGGAUUCUAUGAUUGGAGACUCUUAGAAUUCUGGAAAUGGGAUUAUAAAUAAAGGCCGUGCAAACCAUUUUGGCUACGACUUCUUCUCCUCAGUUUCUUCUUGUUUUCAUUCUCUCUCUCUCUCUCUCUCUCUCUCUCUUUCUCUCUCUCUCUCUCUCUUCCUGCGUGAGUACUGUUUUCUGGUUACAGAUAUUGGGGAUAGAUUUCUAUCAUGGUAUCAGAGCGCCAGGUUACGUUAUCUCUACCAAACGAAAUACCCAAACAGGUCUGAUCUGGUUAGAACUCUUUUCUCAUCUUGUCUCUAUCCUGAAUUUACUUUUCUCUUGCGCAAUUCUUGUUCCUUUUUCUUCUUGCUUACCUAAGGACACAUCUUGUUAUAUCGUGUCUUCUUUCCCUCUCAUCUUCUACCUAUAUACCAUUCCUUUCUGCUGUCAGGCAUGUCCUCAAGUUUUCUUCCUCACCAUAUUACCGAAAAACUCAACCAUGAGAGUUAUCUGAUUUGGAAAAGGCAAAUCAUGCCUUUCAUAAGAAGUCAAGGCCUCUUUGGACAUCUCGAUGGUUCAACAAAGGCUCCACCAAUAUCCGUUUUACAUGAAAUAAAAAAUGAGGAAAGAGAAGUUAUUGUUGUU
Molecule: messenger RNA, 4065 nt
Organism: Nymphaea colorata (pocket water lily)
Lineage: Eukaryota; Viridiplantae; Streptophyta; Magnoliopsida; Nymphaeales; Nymphaeaceae
Exons: 2
Coding region: 986-2065 (359 amino acids)
Source: RefSeq, a predicted model, not a curated record